CGUGAUCUCAUCGGAAAUUAUUUGUUUCAUUGUGAACUGAAAUUAAAAAUAUCUUGUUUUUAUAUAUAUAUAUAUAUAAAUCUAUUCAUUUCUAAAGCAUGAAUUAUUAUGGCUUUUGCAUGUGGCCUACACUUAUCAAUGUUAUUGUUAAUAUAUCUGCAAUAGUGUUGUAGUAGUAUUAUGAUUCAUUAUUGGUUAAUCAUAUGUCAGCAUUAUUAUUAUUAUUAAAUCAAUUCAAAAAAUAUGCAGCCAUUGUUUGAAAAACCGCCAAAAAGUUCAAUAUGUUUCAAUGCCAUUAAAAUUCUAGGCAUUAAUUAUCCAAUCAUAUUAUCAUCAUUUAUAUUAUUACUAUCAUGGAUAAAUGUUGGUGAAAGUAGAAGAGGAGAAAAACCACAAAUUAUUGAAGAACCUAAAUCAGUCAUAACAAUUGUUGGACAAUCUGUUCUAUUUGUAUGCCUUGCUGAAGGGAAUCCAGCACCAAAAGUUCAAUGGAAGGUGUCAGGAACAUCAGUAUCAGAGUCUAGAUUUGGCAAAACAUUUCGUGCAUCACGUGGUUCUAUUCUGCGUGUGAAUAAUGCACUGCCAUCAUAUAAUGGUGCACUGAUCACAUGUACUGCUGCAAAUGCUUUAGGGCAAGCUGAAAGUAGUGCAACUUUAACAGUAUACUCUGAUGAAUCAAAUGUUGGCAAUUUACGUAUACAAAAUUUAAUUGAAGAAGAUGAGGGGAAAUAUGAAUGUGAAGCAAAAAAUGACAAAGGUACACGUUUAUCAUCAGGUGAUAAUCUACUUGUUCGUGAAAAUGUUGAAGCUAGUCUACAAAUGUUGGCACCAAGUACUAAAAGAUUUCGACCACAUUUUACUAAUAUCCCAACACCAAGACAAAUAAUACCACCAGGUGGUCAAUUAACAUUAAGUUGUACUGCUGUUGGUGCACCUGUACCACAUGUUCAAUGGUUUCGUGAUCAAAAACCACUAUCCACUACUAGUGAACAUUUGAAUAAACAACCACCUGGUACAGCAAAAUUUAUUUUAACCAAUUUAAUGGAAUCAUUCAAUGUUACAUGUAUAGCUGAAUCAACCAUGGGACGUAUUUAUCAUGAUGUACAAAUUAUUGUAAAAAAUUUACCUAAUCCACCAGGUGAUUUUCAAUUAAUCGAAUUAAGUGCAACACAUGUUCAUUUGGCAUUACAACCAAGCACUAGUCCAUUGUCUUCAAUACGAAAUUAUUUAAUUUUAUGGUUACCAAGUAGUCAAUUUACAAAUCAAACUUUAUAUGAAUUACCAUAUCAAGCAAGUCUUUUAAUGAAUCAACAACCAAUUGAUCAAAUUGAACCAUUAUUAUUAUCAUCAUCAUCGAAUUUAGAUGAUUCUCGACCGAAUGUAAUUAUGUUACCGAAAUAUUUGAAAAAUAUCAGUCGUUCUUCAUUGACUGAUUAUCAUUCACGUCAACGUCAACCAACGCAACAAUCUGAUAUACUUAAUCAAGAGAAUAAUGAAAUAACAAAUUCCAAUACACUUUAUAAUGUAUUAAUGAUUUCUUUAAGUCAAUUGAAACCUUUCACUGAAUAUACAAUCUGGUCAAGAACUGUCGGUGCAGACGGUGAUACAUCAUUGCCUAAUCAACCAUUUUUAUUCUUAACAAAAGAACUUGCUCCAUCUAGUCCACCGUUGAAUGUUUAUGCACAAGCUCUUUCAAAUGCUGCAGUUACUGUUUACUGGGAUCCACCAGCUGAAUCAAAUGGUCGAAUACGAGCAUAUCGAAUUUAUUAUACAAAUAAUCCUACAUUAGAAUUUUCUUAUUGGGAUACAAGUAUCGUGAAUUUACAAGCAUUAAAAUCUUCUUCACCAACAAGUACAUCAAUGAAUGCUAAGAAAACCAAUGAACAAACAACACUUCCUGGUCAUUUAUCAAUUUUAUCACAUUUAAUAACAAAUGCUACGUAUUAUAUACGUGUUAGUGCAGUGAAUGGACAAGGUGAAGGACCAGCAUCUGAGAUAUCGAUUGUUAUUGUACGACCUGGUGUUCUUUCAAAACCACAAAAUUUCACUGCAACAACACAAUCACCACAUGAAAUUCUACUUCAAUGGAAACCACCAAAUGAUAUUGAUCCAAAUACACGUUCAUUAGAAUAUUAUGAAUUAGAAUAUGAAGCUGUAUUAGAUAUUAAAAAAUCACCAGAUCAUCAUUUACAAUGGUUUAAUAGACAAAGUGCUAGUAGUAGCAGUGUUAGUACUCAUAACAAUAAACCAAUCAAAUCACAACAACAACAAACUUCCACUAUACAAAUUCGACCUGAUAUAACAAGUUAUUUAUUGAAUAAUUUAGAACCGGAUACACGUUAUGUAUUUAAUUUGAUUGCUGUGUCUAAAACUGGACAUGGUGUCAAAGCAUCGACAUUCGCUCGAACUAAUCAAUUCAUUCCACCGGCGCCUAAAAAUUUAUCUGUACAAGCUAUUAGUGCCACCCAAUUACAAGUGAAAUGGCAACGCCCAACAAACAAUGACCGAUUCUCUGAUAGUAGCUUAUCAUUAUCUUCAUCAUCAUCUGCUCGUAUUGCUUAUUAUGAUUUAAAUUGGCGUCAAACAGAUAGUGAAGGUUCAUGGUCCUCCUCCUCCUCCGGAAAUCAUCAUUCUCAAACAUGGUUGAAUCAGUCAUCACAGUCAUCAUCAUCAGUGAAUGCUGGAAUAUUUGAAACAAGCGUAUUUGGCAGUUUGCAAAUACCAACUCAACAUAAAGAAAGUUAUGAUGAGAAUUUGACAAAUUUAACAGAAUCAUGGUAUAGUGCAAAUAUUACUGGUCUACAACCAUCGACUUAUUAUGUAAUACAUUUACGAGCUGUCUCUCCAUCAAGUACAGGAGAGAUUGCAGUUUCUCAACCAGUGAAAACAUGGAAUGAACCUCCAUCAGCACCACAAAAAUUACGUUUAAUUAGUCAAAUAAUUCCUCAGUCUAGUGUUAAUUUACCACCACAAAUUCUAUUACGUAUUUCAUGGGAACCAGUUUGGUAUGAUGGUUAUACAAUUGGUGAAAAAUCUUCUUUAUAUCGAAUUAAAUGGCGUUUAAUUGGUGGUGAAAAGAAUUUUAAAACAGCAUCACAAUCUCUUUCAAAACGUACAUUGCGUUCAAUAGAUAAAUAUCCAAGUCAAGCAACAUUACAUUGGCCAAUUAUUGAAACACAACAAAAUCAACAAUCUACUAAUCAGCUUACAAUAAAUGGUGUUAAUAAUCCAUUUCAAUCUGAUUUACUUAUUCCAAAGAAAUUUUUAUAUGGUGAAGUGAAUUUAACUGAAACCAAUUGGAAUGCUGCUUCUGAUCUAUUUUUACUUGGUAUGAGCUAUGAAUUUCGUGUUGCUGCAAUCACUACAUUACAAAUUGGUUAUGAAGCUGUGGAAACGGUGGCAUUUGAAGGAACAGCACCAACAAAUACACCGACAUUAAUACAAACUAGUUAUACAUUAGAUCAUAUAACACUAUCAUGGAAUCCACCUGAUUGGAAUCAUCGAAAUGGUCUAUUUGAAUCAUAUGAAAUUAAAUGUUAUCAUCAUCAUCAUCAGUCUAAUAAACAAUCGAUCAAUUCUAAUCCAACUGAUGAUUCAUUGAAAUUAUCCAAUACAGUUGAACAACAACACUACAAUGUGACCUUGCUGAAUAGUCGUGUUCAAUGGCCAAUAUCAUCAGCACCGAAUGGUUUAUUAAAUAUUAUUCCAUGGCCAAGUGGUCAAUUACAUUUAAACUAUCCGAUUGAUUUUCAAUAUAAACAUGAUUCAUCGAUUGAUUCACAACAAAAUCAUGAUAAAAUUUAUGCAUGUCUUAUUCGUGCAAUUAAUGUGUAUGGAUUUGGACCAUGGUCAACAGAGAAGAUAAUUUUACCAAAGAAACCAUCUAUACCAUUUUCACCGACUAAUCUACGUGCAUUAUUCCUUGAUCAGCAUCAAUUACGUAUUAGUUGGUCAUUACCAAUAAAUUUAUUACAAACUAUUUCACCAUAUUUAAUUAAAAAAUUAAAUCAAAAUGCAAUUAAUCAAUUAAUUAAUUAUACUGGUAAUAGUUAUUCACAUUUUGCCAUUUAUAUUAGUUCAACUAUAAAAACUAAUUGGAAACGUUAUACAACUAAAGGUCCAACAACUGAAUUAAUUCUAAAUGAUUAUGACGAAGAAUCUACUUAUUUAGUACGAGUUAGUUCAGUAGGCAUCAAUGAACAUGAAAGUAAAUGGUCAGAACCAGUGUUAACAGAACGAAUCAAACCAACCAAUACAAAUUUACCAAUGAAAGUUUACAAUUCCAAAUGUCGCUUGCUUUAUCGUUAUCAAACAGAUUUAUGGCAAAUAAAAUUAAAAUGGGAAGUUCCAAAACAAUUACAAACUGGACUAUAUUUUGAUCAACUUUCUCAUUAUCGAAUUAAUUAUACAAUGAUUAAAUCAACUGCAAAACAUACUACUCAUAAAAUAUCAGUAGUAAAUCGUGAGUUAUCUUUGAAUAAAUUAGAUUUGCAUAAAAAUCAAUUCAUUCUACAUAAUUGGUUGUAUACAACGGAAUCUGAUUCAAUUUAUGCUAUAUCUAUUCGACCAGUUUUUAAAGGGAGCACAACUCAAACGGAUACAGAUCCAUCGGUUAAACGACCCUAUGGUAUAUUGGAAAAUAAUUUAUGCUAUAUACCAAGAAGCAAUAUGUUUCAUGUUCCAAUGCCUAUUAUCCUAAUGAAUCCAUUCAUUGAUAAAACAAAUUAUUUUCUAAUUGGUUUAAAAUUAAUCAAUUGGUUCCCAAUGUCAUCGCCACCGCAUCAAGAUCCAUUGAUAACCUAUGAGUUAAUUGCAUAUCAAUUACCAAUACCUAAUCAUAAUAUACAAAUUGCUGAACAAUUAAAAUUAGGCCAAUGGAAUUCUAGUGAAUUAUCUACAUCAUCAUCAUCAGCUGAUCAUCGUUAUCGUCGACAUCGUGAUCGUGAUUAUCGAUCAACAGGUGAAGCAGAUGAUUCCAUUAUACAAAUUGAAUUAAGUCAACCAUUAAUGGAUACAACAUUAAGAUAUGUGAAAAAAUCGGAAAAAUUAUUUAUUGGCAAAGCAUUACCAACAAAUCAAGAUUAUGCAUUAUGUGUGAAAAUUUGUUUACAACCAAACAAACAAUUCUAUUCAUUUAGCGUGAUGGAUAACAGUGUAAAACAAGAACCAAUUUGUUAUGAAUCAAAAUGGAUUCAACCAGUUGCAACAAAUCGUCCAUCUCCAUCCAUUGAAUCAUUGAAUGAUCCCGUCAGUUCUCAACUCAAUGAUUCCUAUGAUCCAGAUCAAUUAUUAUGGUCAAGUAGUUCAUUUGGAGCACAUAGUCCACCUCCAUCAGAUGAUGCUACCGCUCAAGGACCUAGUCGAGAAACUGGUAACAUGGAAUCAUUUAAAAAUAUACGUGAAAAUCGUCAAUCACCCAAUAAUAAUAAUAAUAAUAUUCAUAAUAAAAAUCAACAAUUAUCCCAAAAAACUUCAAGAAAACCAUUUAAUCAAUUGGAUGAAAAGUCAUCAUUAUUAGAUAAACAACCCUUAUCAACAAUCACAUCGAAUCAAACGCCUAAUUCACAAAUGACAUUAUUAACUGCUGGUUUAUCAUUAACUGCCUUGCUGUUAAUAUUCGGAUUAAUUUGUUUCUUAUUUAUACUGUACAGAAGACGACAUUUAUCUGAAAUGAAUAAAUAUCAAAUUACUGAUCAACGCGAAGCAUUAACAAAUGUCCAUUGGAAAAAUCGAUAUCAUUGGACGACGAAGACGACGACGACGCCAACAACUGGUGUGUUACGUCGAUUCCCAUUUAAAAAAUCACAUAAGCCAACAACCACUAAUCAAACUAUAUUAAAUUCAUUGCAUCAUUUAAAUGAAAUGCAUAGUCCACCACCGGGUAGUAAUUCAAUUUCAGCAAAUUUACAAUCAACUUUAACAACAAAAUCUUAUGAAUUAUUAUUUCCUGAUUAUAAUCAGUCAACAAUUGAUCAUACUCAUCAUACUAAUCAGAAUAGUUUAUUAUAUUCACAAUCAAAUGGUGAAAUUAAAAAUUAUUUUAAUUCAUUAAAUUUAAUUAAUCAUUCUAGUACAGAACAAUUUAACAAUUUAUUACAGCAUACUAAUAAUACAAUACAUCAUAGUGAAUUAAAUCCAAAUUAUGCAUCUGAUUCACCGAAUACAACAUUACAUCGUUUAAAUGAUCAUGGCAAUAAUUAUGGAGGAUCACGAUUGAAUCGUGUUGAUUCCAUAUCGUUGAGUUAUCAUCAUCCAUGUCAGGUGGUGAACUCACCACCAUCACCGAGUCUACUCUAUGGAUCGGGUCGUAUGAAAUCUGGUCAAACUAAUAAUAGUAAUAAUAAUAAUAAUACUAUGAAUGGAAUUGGUCCAUUGGGUAGUUUAAAAUCAGUUAGUACAUUGGGAUCAAAAAGUUUACAACCUUUAACUGGGACAGAUGGUAUUCAUUUAACUGAUAGUGGCUUGCUAUCACCGAUUAGUAAUGGACGUUGUCGAAAUCCGUUGAAUUCUGGCCCUAACAAACCACAAAUUUAUAAACCAAUUCAAGUGGCCAAUUUAAUUGAACAUGUACAAAAUUUAAAAGCCGACAAUGGACGUUUAAUGGCAGCUGAAUUUGAAUCAAUCGAUCCAGGUGGUCCAUUCACAUGGGAACAUUCAAAUCGACCAGCGAAUCGAAAUAAAAAUCGUUAUGCUAAUGUUGUCGCUUAUGAUCAUUCACGUGUUGUUUUACAAUUGACUGGAAGCAAUAAUGAUCCUGAUUCAGAUUAUAUCAAUGCAAAUUAUUUAGAUGGUUAUUGUAAACAAAAUGCUUAUAUUGCAACUCAAGGACCAUUACCUCAUACAAUCACUGAUUUCUGGCGUAUGGUAUGGGAACAACGUUCCGGUAUGAUUGUAUCAAUGACACGUCUUGAAGAGAAAGCACGUAUAAAAUGUGAACAAUAUUGGCCAGGCAAUAAUUGUAAUACAAUCAAUGGUAAUAGUAGUAAUAAUAUGAAUUUAAAUAAUCACAACAACAACAACAACACCAAUAUGACAACAUCAUGUCGACCAAGUCCCAGUGUAUCAUCACGAUUAAAUUCAUCUACCUCAUUUAAUAAUAAAAAAUUGAAUGAUUUCAAAAUGAAACUCUAUGAUAAAUCCAUCUUAUUACCACCGAUAAAUUUUAGAACAUCAAUAAAUUUAAAAGAUGAAUGCAAUAUAGAACAACCAUUGAAUGAAUUCCACAAUGGUGUUGUUGAUGUUGAUGAUGAUGAUAAUAAUAAUAAUGAUCAGAAUAUGAUGAUGCUCAGUGGUGAUUUAUUAUUUACAAAUGGUCUUUCACAUUUAUCUCAAAGUACAAUUAAUUUUGGUGAAAUAUCUGUCAGUUUAUUAGAUACAAUAGAAUUGGCUUAUUAUACUGUUCGUUCAUUUGUUCUACAAAAAAUUGGAUCAUUAGAAACUAGAGAAGUAAGACAACUGCAAUUUACUGCAUGGCCAGAUCAUGGUGUACCGAAUCAUCCGGCACCAUUAUUAAUGUUUUUAAGACGUGUUCGAGCUGAAUGCCCAACAGAUUCUGGUCCAAUCAUUGUACAUUGUUCUGCAGGUGUUGGAAGAACAGGUGCUUUCAUACUACUUGAUAUUCUAUUAGAACAAAUGCGUCAUGAAAAAGCUGUCGAUGUAUUCAACACAGUGAGUCGUCUUAGGGCACAACGUAAUUUUAUGGUACAAACUGAAGAUCAAUAUGCAUUUAUUUAUGAAGCUCUUGUAGAAGCUGCCUCUAGUGGCAAUACCGAAAUCCCGGUGCAUCAACUCAACACCCAUUGGCAUCGAUUGACCGAUUUGAAUCGAUUGAAAUGUCAAGAUCUUAUGAAUUCUGAUCAAUUAAAUUUGGGAUUAAUGAAAACUUCCAUGAAUAAUACCACCAGUUCGCAUAUAUCAACAGGUUUAGAAUUAGAAUUCUAUCAAUUAUUGAUUCAGUCGAAUUUAACAAAAUUAAUCUCUUCUAUUCCAUCUUCUAUCGGUCUAUUAUCCCCAAUUGAUCCAUUCUCAUUGAAAACAAAUGAAAAAAUUUAUGGCAAUGUAAUUUGUAAUAAUUAUAAUAAUAAUAAUAGUAACAAUAAUAUUGGUUGCACAAAUAUAUCAUCACAAUUGCCUAGAUCAAUUGGUGGUCUAUGCACUAAUAAAUCGAUUGCAGCAAUGUUACCAGUUAAUUUAUCAAAAAAUCGUAGUCUUAGUAUUAUACCACAUGAUGCAAAUCGGGUUGCACUACGUGCUGUUCGCGGUGUCGAUGGUUCAGAUUAUAUCAAUGCGAGUUAUAUUGAUGGUUAUAAAUCACGUGCUGGUUAUAUAGCAACACAAACACCAAUGAUUAAUACUUUGGAAGAUUUUUGGCGUAUGAUAUGGGAGUCUGGUUCAUGUUUGAUUGUUAAAUUAGACAGUACAUUGGAAUCGAAUGAUUUGAAAUUCAUGGACUCUCCAACAUAUUGGCCAAGUUUACAAUCUGCACGUCAUGGUUUCCUUGUGAUUGAUCCAAUCGCUAUUUAUCCAAUGUCAGCUUAUAUUAUGCGUGAAUUACGUUUAACUGAUACACGUGAUGGUUCCACACGAACUGUACGUCAAUUUGAUGCAAGUUCAACAGCGGAUGCAUUAAUUCGUUUGGAAAGACAAACUUAUUAUCCGACAAAUAAUAAAUCUGAUUUUAACGAAUUCAUUGAAUCGUCUCGAUCGAUAACUGCGGCAGCAACAUCAACCACCACAACCACAACAACAACUCCAAUCAAUACAACAAUGACACCAUCAGCAACUAUAUCAUUUCCAUCCAAUCCAUCGUCAAUUUUAGAAACAUCAUUUACUGAAAAUGAUUUUCUUAAAUUUAAUCAAAUACCAACUCAUAUGAUAUCAACAUUUAGACAAUGUUAUCAACCAAUAUGUGAAUCAAUGCUUGAAUUAAUUAGUCAAGUACAUAAAACCAAAGAACAUUUUGGUAUAGAUGGACCAAUCACUGUUCAUUGCAAUUUGGGUUCUGGAUUAACCGGUGUCUUCUUAACCAUUUCUUUAGUCUUGGAACGAAUGCGUUUUGAAGGUGUAGUUGAUAUGUUUCAAACUGUAAAAUUAUUAAGAUGGCAAAGACCAGGUUUAGUACAAACUGUUAGUGAAUAUGCAUUUUGUUAUGCUACAGCAUUAGAAUAUCUUGAAACAUUUGAACGAUAUACUACAUGACAUUGUUUUAACAUUUUUGAAAAUGCCAAUCCCUCAAACACACACACACCCACACACAAACUAUUUUUUUGAUUUCAAUAAACAUCCAUAUUAGAUUUAUUCUGAUUGAAUUGAUUGCAAAUGAAAUCAAUUUUAAUAUGGAAUUUCAAC
Schistosoma turkestanicum is the source of this 9348-nucleotide messenger RNA. NCBI's taxonomy places the organism in Eukaryota, Metazoa, Platyhelminthes, Trematoda, Strigeidida, Schistosomatidae. The record is from the annotation of a GenBank genome assembly.